Molecule: messenger RNA, 1510 nt
Organism: Plutella xylostella (diamondback moth)
Lineage: Eukaryota; Metazoa; Arthropoda; Insecta; Lepidoptera; Plutellidae
Source: RefSeq, a predicted model, not a curated record
CAAAUUGAACGAAAUAAAAUAGUGAAGUCAUUCAAUUUACUAAAUCUAAAUAUUGUUAUUUUUACAAAGGAAAUUAAUAGGAAAUAAAUGUAUAUUGGGUAUAUUUUUACUGAAUAACGGAUUCCCAACAGUCCCGCCAUGGGUGACAGAAAAGAAAGGAUGAAAAAAAGCCUAGGAAUAACUGAAUAUCCUUGGAGCUCUGAUGAUGAAACUGGUGAAAACCACACUAUGGUGCGUCCCAACCCGUCGUCUUCGGCGACUACUAAUGAGUACAUGGACAUGAUAUACAGGGCGGCCGCCAUUCCGGGCCAGCCCCAGCCGGGGACGUCGGCCUCCUCGUCUGCACCGCCGCCGACUACUACGAGCAACACUGAGCCCUCCACAAGUCAAGCAUCAAGGCGCCCACAAGCCACACGGUCGGACCGCCACCUGUUCUGGUCAUUGCUGAGCCAGAGGGGGCAAGCGGAUAUGACGGCUCGUUCGCGCGCCAUAGAAGCGCUCCGCCGCGACGUGGCGCGCUGCACGGUGCCACGGGUCCCCCCGCGCGCCCCCCGCAGCGCCGCGCCCAGCGCCGAGCCCGCGCUGCGCCGCCCCAGCCCGCUGCACGAGAUCCGCGGCAUACUCGCGUUGAAGAAGGCCACGAGGAUACCGCCGUUUAAUGCGUCCAGCGUAGGCGUGGGCCAGCCGUCGCGCAACCCGCUGUUCACGGCGCGGCCCACGCCCGCCGGCGCGCACGCCCGCCUCCGCGCCCGCGAGCGUGACGCCCGAGCCGCCGCCCUCGCGCGCUCGCUCAACGCGCCCGCCGCCGCUCAUAGCCAUCGCCACAGGCUUAUAUGUCAUGCGACGACGUCAGGAGACAGCGCGCGCGACCUCACCACGCGGCAGCGCGCGCAACCGCAGCACCCGGCCGACCCCAGCCAGCCCUCCACGUCCGCUGGCAUCAGGUUCAACCCGGUGACGGCGGACGAGUCGGCGGAGGAGGCGCCGGCGCGCCGCGCCUCCAGCGAGGGCCAGCACUCGCUGUUCCUGGACGAGUUUAACUGGAUUAUGGAAGACUCUGACAUCCCAGUUCCACCGAAGCCACAAGAUUCUAGUGAACAGACUGCUGCACCAGAAGGCCAAUCGGCGAGCACUUCGACAGAGAUGUCGUUGGAAGAGGAAGUGUUGGAAGUGGAGCCGGCAGCCGAGGCCACGGAGGACCACACCGACGCCGCCGGGCAGCUCACAGCCGAGAAUGUAAGUGCAGAAGUAUCAGCAGCAGCAGAAGAAACUCCACAAGAAGAUCAGACACGCAGUAAAAAGAAGAGAGAAGAUAAAGAGAGCACAGUCGUCGAACUAAAUCAGUGGCGGCGGCACCUGGCGGCCCGCGGUUACCCCGACCGGUAGCCUGCCCCGGCCCGGCUCCCGGCUCUCCGCCACGCCCACGCCCGUCACCAACACCUCGCUGAAAGCCAACCCGCAGCCCAGCCGCCCCAUCGGCUCUGGACACAACAACGUUGCCAAGCCGUUC